AUGUGUCCCUCCCCUGAUCUGUCCUCCCGGAUCCUCCCCCGCGUGCUCAUCGUCUCCCGCCGCACCGUCCGCAAGAACAAGUUCGUCGACUUCGUCGGUGAGUUUCUUGUUUCAUCACUUUAUCCAUGCCGGAAAGGUGUUGGCUUCGUUGGAAGAAUGCUGCAAUUUCUGACGUUUCCAUUGAUGGAUGCAGGGGAGUACCACCUGGACCUGGUUGUGGGCUACGGCGCGGUGCCGGUCAUCGUGCCGCGGGUCGCCGGCCUGCACGCCAUGCUCGACUCCUUCGAGCCCAUCCACGGCGUGCUACUCUGCGAGGGCGAGGACAUCGACCCCUCCCUCUACGACGCCGGCGGCGACGACGGCGACGGCGACGCGCUCUCCCAGGAGCAGCUCGAGGCCGUGCGGCGCCUCCACCCGAGCGACGCUGCCCUGGACCACGAGAAGGACUCCAUCGAGCUCCUCCUCGCGCGCCGCUGCCUCGAGCGCAACGUCCCGUUCCUCGGCAUCUGCCGCGGCUCGCAGGUGCUCAACGUCGCCUGCGGCGGCUCGCUCUACCAGGACGUCGAGCACGAGCUCCACCCCGCGGCCGACGAUGCCGUCUGCCACAUGGACUACGCCAACUACGACGGGCAUCGGCACCCUGUGCGCGUGCUGCCCGGCACGCCGCUGUACGACUGGUUCGCGGAGUCGCUGCUCGACGGCGACCAGCUGAUGGUGAACAGCUACCACCACCAGGGCGUGCGGCGGCUUGCCGAGCGGUUCGUGCCGAUGGCGCAUGCGCCCGACGGCCUGAUCGAAGGGUUCUACGACCCUGAGGUGUACAACCCCGGCGAGGGCAAGUUCAUCAUGGGGCUCCAGUUCCACCCGGAGCGCAUGCGCAAGGAGGGCUCCGACGAGUUCGACUUCCCCGGCUGCGCCAAGGCCUACCAGGAGUUCGUCCGCGCGGUGGUGGCAUACCAGGGGAAGCUUGCCGCCACGCACGUGCACGUCCGGAGCGCGGUCACCACGUCGCCCAAACUGAACCAGGAAGUGGAGAAGCAGCGCAAAGUAAUUGGGCGGAGCGUCUCGCUCGCCAAGAACAUGUACGUGUUCGGCAACAACACCGUAGCGCAGCUUCCGGCGGAGCACCGGAACGGGGACCUUGACGCCGGCGAGGAGCUCCUGGCGUCCAACACGGCGCUGAGUGUGCAGCAGGAGAAGCGGCUGAAGCAGAUGGGCGCGACGGUGCGGAACGCGUCGGGGUACAUGAACAGGCUCAAGGUGAGCGACGAGCGGGAGGCGGCGGCGCGGGCCCUCAUGGCGAAGAUGUCGGUAGCCCAGCUCGCCAGCCUCGCCGCCUUCUACCGCGCCAUGGGCAACGUCUGCUCCGAGGUGCUCGACGCCAAGCUCCAACCGCCGUCUCCAACCCUGCACGAGUGA
This is a messenger RNA of Triticum turgidum subsp. durum (durum wheat), 1419 nucleotides long. The record is from the annotation of a GenBank genome assembly. Lineage: Eukaryota; Viridiplantae; Streptophyta; Magnoliopsida; Poales; Poaceae.